Molecule: messenger RNA, 3168 nt
Organism: Oncorhynchus gorbuscha (pink salmon)
Lineage: Eukaryota; Metazoa; Chordata; Actinopteri; Salmoniformes; Salmonidae
Gene: nim1ka
Product: NIM1 serine/threonine protein kinase a
Exons: 9
Coding region: 579-2015 (478 amino acids)
Biological process (GO): microtubule cytoskeleton organization; protein phosphorylation; intracellular signal transduction
Cellular component (GO): cytoplasm
Molecular function (GO): ATP binding; tau-protein kinase activity; protein serine/threonine kinase activity
Source: RefSeq, a predicted model, not a curated record
UUGAACCGCAAGGAGAAAGAAUUUAGACAGGACUACCUCAGUGUACGGAGAGCUCAGUGGUGCUGAACGAAUCCUCUGUCUAUGCCCGUGGACUCCAGCCAAGGCCAUCAAACGCAUUUAUGCAUUGGCUAAAGAGAGGCAGAUAACACACCGUACCUAAUUCGCCAAAGAAACUGUCACUCAAAGGGAUUCCCUCUGUAGCAAGCUGGCUGGUUGCGAAGCAAAGUGGCAAUUGCCAUCAGUGACAACACUACAGGGUAAAAUAUUUGUCCUCCGAAUAAAUUCAGUCGGUAAUUUUGCCUUUUGAAUCGGCGUCUGCGUGUAAUACAGAAAGAGUAAACGAAGAGGAUCACCAGAGCUUGGACCAGAGCUUGGACCAGAGCUUGGACCAGCCCUCCACCACCAACCAUCCUAAUGGAUCCUUAGCCCCUGUCUGCUGCUAUUUGACUGAUCUGCGGCCGUCUGGACAUUCGGUCAACAGAAAAGUUCUCUACAUGGACCCUAUGUAUAAAGGUGGUGCCUUGCAUCAGAACCCCCUCCAGCCAUGAGCUACCCCCAUCCUAGGCAUCCUGGGUAGGAUGACGGCCGUGUGCCCCUCUGGGGUAGGCCCUGCUGGGGCUACGGUGGGGAGCUCCAGGGGCGCUGGGGCUGGGAGUACAGGCGGUCAGGACAGGAGAUAUGCCCGCUGGAGCCGUCAGGACAGCUCAGACAUCGCUACAGAUGAUGAGGGGGUUCCUGCCCGCCAACUCACCCCCCUGGAGAGGCUCAACCUCGACAUGUGCCAGGACGACAGGGUGGUCCGUGAGCUCACAGUGGGCCGACGUAUCGGCUUCUACAAGGUCCGCGGGGAGAUCGGCUGUGGAAACUUCUCCCAUGUCAAACUGGGGAUCCAUGCCCUCACCAACGCCAUGGAGGUAAAGGAGAAGGCUGGGAGACAACGGAAUGAGCUGAACCCCAGGCAUCAGAUAGCUCUCCUUGAGGUUUUCAAUGACAAGGUGGCCAUUAAGAUCCUGGAUAAGACCAAGCUGGACCAGAAGACCCAGAGGCUACUGUCCAGAGAGAUCUCCAGCAUGGAGAGACUACACCACCCCAACAUCAUACGUCUCUACGAGGUGGUGGAGACAUUGUCACGGUUACACCUGGUGAUGGAGUAUGCUGGUGGAGGAGAGCUCUACACCAAGAUUAGCAUGGAGGGGAAACUGUCGGACAUCGACAGCAAGAUUGUCUUCUCUCAGAUCCUCUCGGCUGUCAAACACAUGCAUGACAACAGCAUCAUCCACCGUGACCUGAAGGCAGAGAACGUGUUCUACACCUGCAGCACCUGCGUCAAGGUGGGAGACUUCGGCUUCAGCACGCUGAGCCGCCGCGAUGAGACCCUCAACACGUUCUGCGGCUCCCCGCCCUACGCCGCGCCUGAACUCUUCAGGGACGAACACUACCUAGGCGUCUUCGUAGACAUCUGGGCCCUGGGCGUCAUGCUGUUCUUCAUGGUGACAGGAACCAUGCCCUUCAGGGCGGACACGGUGGCCAAACUGAAGCGCUGCAUUCUAGAGGGGGCCUAUGUGCUGCCCUCCUGGGUACAGGAGCCCUGCCAGAGGCUGAUCAGAGGCAUCCUCCAGCCCCAGCCCUCAGACCGCUGCAGUGUGGAGCAGAUGAUGGGCUGUGAGUGGCUGCUGCCUAUAGAUUUCCCUCGGGCCAUGGAGCCCUUUAAACUGGACCCGUCCUAUCUGGCCCAGAGCACGCCUUCAGAGUUGGAGGAGGAUGAGGCGGAGGUGAGGGAGGCGCUGGAGACACUAGGGAUCACCCCGGAGCAUAUCUUAAAUAAUCAGGGGAAGGACUGUAGGAGUUCUGUUACGGGCGUUUAUAGGAUUCUGUUGCACCGUGCACACAAGAGGCGGGCGGUGGAGAGCAUGCCUGUGGUUACACAUGUGGUCGGGUCCAGCGUGAGUAAAAAGGACCGGCUAAAGGCGUACCACAGCUUACGGCACACCUCCAAGCUCUGUGUGAUUCUGUGACGAAAAGCCUUCGCUCCUAUAGUUGAACUUUUGGUGUAGUUUUUUUUGUUGUCAAUAAAGUAAACAUUUAUGUGACUGUGAAUGAGGAAUGAGGUGGUGAAUUUUAAAUCGGUACAACUUCUGUCUUGAAUGUUUAUCGACAAAAUGUUAACCGCUGAUAAAAAAAAAAAAUUAAAUCCUAAAGUUGGGAUUGAUGUUAGGAUUUGUUUUAUUUUUAUAUCAGUCUCUGUGUGAAUAUACUUUAGCCUGGGUGCCUGUCUUCUUCGACUUUAUCUUACCAGACAAGGCUAAAAUUGUUCUUACGGUCAUCCAGCAGACGCUUUUCUCCAAAUUGAUAUACUGUUAACGCAUACGUAUAUUCAUAUGACCUCAAGCAGCAAUAAAUCCUAUACAACUCUGGUGUGUAGCGACUGAGGCUUGGUAAAACCAGAUGUAGCAUUGUGGAAUGCUGAAAGAGUCAAGCAUCCAGGCUAAUGAGAAUGAAGAAUGUGAUGAUUUGAAUUAGAAAUCAGGAGUUGAUUAUCUCUCGAAUGUUUUUAUUGUACUUUUUUUGAGAGACAUUUUUUUUCUCCAGUUCCAUGCCAUCGUGAUUCUAGACAUUUUCAUCUCCUAUUUCAUAAAUGCAUUUGAUUUGUAUUCAUUUUGCGUAUGAUAUCCUAUCACAGUGCUUCCCAAACUUCUCCUUGAGUACCCCCAGCCAGUCCACUUCUUCUUUGAUGUAUUUCAGAACUAGCAUAGCUGAUUCAAAUGAUUACCUAAUCAUCAAGCCCUUCAUUUGUUGAAUCAGCAGUGCUAGUUCCGGAAUACAUAAAAUAACUGGGGUGGCUGGGUGUACUCGAGGAGAUGUUUGGGAUGUCUAUAUCUCUUAGCCCGAGAGCCAGUCUGUUUUUGCUUUUUGUGCUAUCAUGCUAACUCCUUGUCACUCCUUGUCAUGCAAAACAUGUUUGGCUUGACAAUAAGCAAUGGAGUUGGCAAGAGCACAAACAGAUCUGGGACCAGGUAACUGGUUGAAAGGAACACAUUGGCCUUAUUGGCCUGGUUGGGUUGACAGUUAUUUCUACACCUUACCUGUCAACGCCAAUAAUUUGAUUUUCAAUUGUUAUGAUGCCAUAUUACUGCCCAAUAUAUAUUUUCAAAAUAUUAAAUAAAAUGC